GAAGUUUAGACAGUAGCAACGGAAUUAUAAAACGGAUUAUUGGCUGUAAAGCAAACGGAAAAAAGGAUAUAACUAAGCAGUCAAGACAUUUUAAAUUAACGUACAAUUUUACCCUAAAUGAUCCUCUUAAGGAUCAUUUGAAAUUCGAUUGGAAAUACAAAAGAAAAAUUUAAUUAAUCACCCCAACAAAAUACUCAACAAAAAUAGUGCAACAACAUGCUUAAAUACACCUGGCAUGUGGCAGUCGUAACAAUAAUUUUCUGUUGGCUUCAAACGUCGGUUGUGGCACGCAGUGCUUCAAGUUCAAGUUCGUCACACACGUCGCAACAUGCAAACAGCAUUGCUGACGACCCAGAGGGUCAAUCGCAAACAACCCAAGCAGGCGGCGCAACAACUACAGCAAAUGUCUGGAAGGAUCUUUCAAUGGUUUAUCGGCUGUAUCAGCAAUGUGCGGCUGAAAAUCUAUCCGUCUGCCUCAAAGUUAAAUUGUUAACCGGUCUAGAGAAAGUUCAACGUUCAGCUAAGAAAUUGAAAAUAAUGGAAGGUAUACAAUUUGUGAAGGCCGAUGAUUCGGAAGAGCCGACUAAGCCGUUACUAACUGAGGCAGAGCUAGAGGCAAAUUUGCCCAGGGCCUUGGAUGCCAAAGAACAAGUUUUGACAAAUUUAAUUGUUAAGAAUAUUGCCGGUUUCUUGCAGCGCCAUACAUUACAGAUAAGAUUCCCUGAUGUGCGACCGGAUGAUUCGAUUUCGGGCAACACUGUGGAGAGUCGUAAAAAGAAGGAUAAAAAAGGUGGCGGAGCUUACAUUAUGAUUCCAUUGCUAUUGGGUGGUACCUUCGUGCCCAUUGCCUAUGGUGCCUUGGCCAUGCUGGCCGGUAAAGCUUUAAUUGUUUCCAAACUGGCCCUGGUAUUGGCCUCGAUUAUCGGCAUAAAGAAACUGCUCAGCGGCGGAGGUAAGGAAUCAUCGCACGAAGUUGUAGUCUCAUCCGGCGGACAUUCUGGUUGGGGACGUGACUUUGAUUUGGCCUAUAGUGCUUGGAAACCAUAUAAGGAUGCGAAAAAGACAGUUUAAAAUCAACAAGCGCAAGCGUUGGAGUGGCAAAUUGUUUAGCAAAAGAAUCAGUCAUUUAUGUUAAUUCCAUUAAAACACGGUUUGAUUUCAAAGAAAAGAUAAUAACAAAAAAAGUAAAAAAAUAGAAAAAAGUCAAUUGGAAUAACUUACUUGCUUAGUCCUUAAAAUAGUGUGUGUUUAGUUGUUAAGUUAAAUUAAAGUUUUUUGUUUUAUUUACAUAGUUUUAAGGCUUAAGAUCAAUAAACCAAAAAUGAAGUUUUUGAAAGCA
Musca domestica (house fly) is the source of this 1339-nucleotide messenger RNA. RefSeq lists its product as uncharacterized. Lineage: Eukaryota; Metazoa; Arthropoda; Insecta; Diptera; Muscidae. The coding region runs from base 217 to 1071 and encodes 284 amino acids. The transcript has 2 exons. The record is from RefSeq and is a predicted model, not a curated record.